Aspergillus bombycis is the source of this 3630-nucleotide messenger RNA. RefSeq names its product putative serine/threonine protein kinase. The transcript is spliced from 2 exons. Gene Ontology annotation, molecular function: protein kinase activity; ATP binding. Bases 1 to 3630 code for a protein of 1209 amino acids. NCBI's taxonomy places the organism in Eukaryota, Fungi, Ascomycota, Eurotiomycetes, Eurotiales, Aspergillaceae. The record is from RefSeq and is a predicted model, not a curated record. Gene Ontology annotation, biological process: protein phosphorylation.
AUGACUGAUCGGCCCCCUUCAGUAUCCGGUCUGGAGGAACCCAUUAACUAUCUUGCCCGAAAUGGCCAUAUAUCGGACAGCGCCCGCAGACACGCCCGGGAUAAGCCCCGUGAGGGCUCGGAAUCGUCGCAAUCGUCAACAGAGGUCGAUGUGAAACAGUCCGUUACCAGGCCACCAACCGCCAAACUUCCCCUCCAGCACGAUCUGGCAGACGGUCAGACCGCUCUGCGUCACCCGUUCUCGCAUCUCUACCAUUCCUCCAGUACCUCGCGAUCACCGUCCACCCGAACCUCUUCGAGUUCACUUCAAGCAUUGAACGAGGAUAGUGUUGUAGAUGCUCGGUCGGAGCUCGGCGCGAUCGGACGGGGUCCCCUUCCUCGGAGGAGUUCCCACCUAGGGCAGUCGGAUACUCAAUCUCCCGAAUACCCUGUCUAUCCUGAUCAAUCCUACGCUGUCCUCCAGUCCCAAGUCCAUCCUACUUAUCAGCAUCCGUCUCUCCGUUCGCGGAGCUCCUAUCCGUCGCGAAUCGAGGUUCUUGGACGAUUUGCCCCGUCGCGUGCCUCUCGUACAGCAGGCAAUACCCCAGCGUCCAGCCCGGGAUUAUUCUCUGUCCGCAGCCCUCUUCGUUCGACUUCUUCACUCGUGUCAGAUGAUGAAGGCCGCAUCAGUAGCCCUUUCCUUCACCCAACCCAUCUCCAGCCGCCGAAAGAGACACAUACUGCUGAAGUAGACCGAGAUACUGUGACUGGAAACAAAGUCAUUAAUCAAUAUGAGAUUCUGGAAGAGCUCGGACGCGGCGAACAUGGGAAAGUGAAAUUAGGGAGACACGUGGGCUCUCGCCAGAAGGUUGCCAUCAAGAUUGUCCAGCGGUAUUCGAAACGACGCCGUCUGGGGAAGCUUGGGAACCCCGAGGACAAGGUUAAGAAGGAAGUUGCGAUCCUGAAGAAGGCUCGGCACCCGAACGUGGUUAGCCUCCUAGAGGUGAUCGAUGAUCCAAAUCGGCAGAAGGUAUACAUCGUCCUUGAAUACGUUGAGAAUGGUGAAAUCAUCUGGCGGCGACGAGGCUUGCGUGAAAUCGUCCACGUGGAUAAACGUCGACUGGAGCGCGAAAAAGCAGGCAUUCCCGAUUCCCCAUCGUUCAUGGAAGAAUGUCAGCAGUAUGUCCGGACUGCCCAGCAUCUCCGCCGCCAACGCGAGAAGGCCCGUGAGCGACGUCAAAUGCAGGCAGAACACGCUCAGGAAGGCCCUAUUCCCGCCUGGAGUUUAGAGCAUGGAGCCGAGUCAGAUGAUGAAUUGGGUCCCGAAUUGACGGUCACUCGUACGCUCAGCUGUUCAGACAUCCAGUCCUCGCCCAGCCAUUCCUCCCAUGAUGCGGCCCUAGCCGCGGUGGAGGGCAGUAUGUAUGGGCCUUAUAUAGAUUAUCCGUUUGAAAGACGGUUUAGCACAGCGUCGAGUAGCUUUGGACACGCACCUUCGGAACCCGAAUGGACGCCCGACGACGAUGAUAUGUCUUAUGUUCCCUGUUUGACACUCGAUGACGCACGCAACGCUUUCCGGGAUUCCUUGCUGGGUCUCGAAUAUCUUCACUAUCAGGGUAUCAUUCACCGUGAUAUCAAGCCUGCAAACCUCCUGCUCACCAGCAACUACCGUGUUAAAAUAUCGGACUUUGGUGUAUCUUACCUAGGGCGACCCAUGAGGGAUGAGGACGAGGAGCAAGUUGGAGAGACCGAUGCGACUGAGCUGGAUGACGCUCGGGAGCUCUCUAAAACUGUUGGAACGCCCGCUUUCUACGCUCCUGAGCUGUGUUAUACAGGCGAAGAAUUCGUCGACGCCAUUGGGUCCGCCCCGCGGAUUACCGGUGCUAUCGAUGUUUGGUCCCUUGGCGUAACUCUUUAUGGUAUGAUCUUUGGGCGCUUGCCAUUUGUCGGCGAUGAUGAAUACAGCAUGUUCCAAACGAUUGUGAAGAAGGAAGUCUUCAUUCCACGCAAACGCCUGAAGCCUGUCGAAGACGACCCUGACACCGUCGGUCAAUGGCCUCGUCAUGCGAAUAGCGGUAAGCGAAUGGAAGAUGAGCUCGGGUAUGAGGAUAUCGACGAUGAGUUGUUUGACUUGUUGAAACGCCUUCUAACGAAGGAUCCGGUGAAGAGAAUUACCGUGAAAGAGAUCAAGCAUCAUCCUUGGGUCCUGGACGGCCUACCCAACCCCAGAGCAUGGGUCGAGGAGACUGAUCCGGGGUAUCUGAGUAAAGGUAAAAGGAUCGAAGUGUCUAAUGAAGAAGUCACAACGGCUGUGAGCAAAGUACCUUUUAUACAACGUGUGCGUUCCAAUGUUGCCAAGUGGUCCAACUACCUUACCGGGAGGUCGAAGGAUAAAGAUCCUCGCAAGCGUACUUCUAGUGCGGCUCCCUCCGUCGAGUCUUCGUCCACUUCAAGUACCAACAGUUUUGGGAAGUAUCUUUGGGACACUCGUCGUGCUAGUCUCAGGGAUGAAGACUUUUUACGCCCGCCCCGUUUAAGCAAGGAUGGUGAGCAUCCCCUCUCGCAGAGUGUCACCGCGAGCCCGGUGGGUCGGGAUGAGCAAACUUGUUAUUUCGAGGGAGCCCUGGUGAAUUCACCCAUAUCGCUCGACCGGACCCCACGGCCGGAGCCACCAGAGCGUGCCGGAUCUACGUUAUCCACAGCCGAAUCUGCAAAGACAAUAAAGGCAACCAAUUUUAAUAUCACACCCGCGCCCCAAAGAAACGUCACCCCCGCUCGUAUGGAGACAUCAGGAACUACGAACGUCGGCGGCCUAUUUGGCGGCGCAAGCCUUCGACUUGCCCGAGGCCUCCAGUCGGGAGAGAAGCGCUCCGAUAGAUCGAUCUCUGAGACUGCGUCCUUGGAUGGGGACCGUCACUGCGAGCCCACCCUGGCGUUGAGCGUCGCAUCUGCAAUCGGCCAACAUUCUAAUCUGCUGCCAGAGGAGGACGUAUCCCUGUUACGGGUGGAAGGGUCAAAUACGACACCGUCAGGUCACCGCCGCAACCGCUCCCAUCAACUGCCUGGCAAGUCUUCUACGGAGCCAUUUCAUCUCACCAAGGAAGCCUUGCUACGUCAGCGACGGAGUGACAUUGAACCUCCUCCUAAUGGGCUCAAACCAUGUCAUCGUAGGGGAAGCGAGCCAUCUACGAAGGAUUGCAUCAACCUACGACCCGAGGUGCAGCCCCGAGCUACGGACUCACUUGGUGAAAAUAUUUUUUCCGACUCACCGUCUGGGGGCCUGACCACAUCACCUCCGUCCGCUGCCUCAUCCUCACUCGAGGACUACACAAGUGGCAUGUCUCAGAGCGCUUCUCAUCCGAGUAUACCCUCCGUCGCCUCAGGGGCGUCAUCGCUUUCUAGUGGAGGCGAUGCUCCAGGGAAAGAUGGCGUUCCAGCAAUUCAAGUGCCGUCGAUUCUUCGUACGGGUGAAACCGUUAAAGCACAGCAGGCAAGCACGACUCGAUCCGCGGAUGAUGACGAGUCUCGGUAUUAUUGCGACGAUGAAAAUGAAUCGGAAGACGACUCUGAGGACGAGGGCAUUGUCUUUGGUAAAAAGAAGGCAACACCCCAGAAGCCAAUCAUACGUGGUUGCAGCCUGCCCAAGUCUUGA